Microthlaspi erraticum is the source of this 1515-nucleotide messenger RNA. NCBI's taxonomy places the organism in Eukaryota, Viridiplantae, Streptophyta, Magnoliopsida, Brassicales, Brassicaceae. The record is from the annotation of a GenBank genome assembly.
AUGUUCCAUGGAUUGCCAAGUGAAGACCCCAUUGACCACCUUGAUGAGUUUGAUAGGCUUUGUGAUUUGACAAAGAUCAAUGGUGUCUCUGAAGAUGCCAUCAAGCUGAGACUCUUUCCUAUGUCUCUAGCUGACAAAGCUCACCAAUGGGAGAAGAGCUUGCCCCAUGGCACAAUCACCACUUGGGAUGAAUGCAAGAAGGCCUUUCUUGCUAAGUUUUUCUCCACCGGUCGCACAGCCAAGCUUAGAGGAGAGAUAUCCAGCUUCAUCCAGCGAAACAAUGAGACAUUCGCAGAGGCUUGGGAGAGGUUCAAAGGCUACACAAGUCAGUGCCCACACCAUGGAUUCAACAAUGAAUCACUACUCUCCACUCUUUAUAGAGGAUGCUUGCCUAGGUAUAGGGAGAUGCUAGACACAGCUAGCAAUGGGAACUUCCUCAACCAGGAUGUAGAUGAUGGCUGGCAACUUGUGGAGAACAUAGCUAACUCAAAUGGAAGCUAUGGAGAAGAGUAUGAUCGCACCAACCGGAGCUCGACCCACCACUCGAUCGAGUCAGACGAAAAGUUGAGAAAAGAUGUUAAGGCAUUGAAUGAGAAGUUGGAUAAGCUGAUCCUAGCUCAGUCCACAAUGAAGAAAGUCAACUUUGUGUCUGCUGAGGAGAUGGAACCAGUCCAAGAAGGGGAGGAUACACAAUUUGCUGAGGUGUGCUACAUGAGCAAUGGGCAAGGAGGUUACAACAAAGGAUACUAUAAUUACAAGUCCAACCCUGCCAUGUCAUACCGCAACACUGAUGUUGCUAACCCUCAGGACCAAGUAUAUCCUCAACAACAAGCAGCUCGAUCGAGUCAGGUGCCACAACAUGGGUAUGGUCAAAAGAACAAUUACCAAGGACCACAAGGCACUUUCCCUGGACAACAAAUGAAUAUCCCACCAGGCUUCCCCCACCAACCACCCCAGCCUGCACCUUCGCAAGAGAAUGAGCUCAAGGCAAUGCUAAAGCAACUACUUCAAGGGCAAGCUGAUGGGGUAGUGGACACAAGCAAGAAGCUAGCUGAAAUAAACUCUAAGAUCGAGAACCUCAACACAAGGGUUUACUCUCUGGAGAAUCAUGCUUCUUCUGUUGCUGCUGCUACAAAGCAAGGACAACUACCUGGUAAAGCUAUUCAGAACCCCAAGGAACAGUGCAAGGUCAUCUUCACUCAAGAAGGACUUGUUGAAGAAGAGGAUCAAGAAAGGGUCAUUGAAGAUUUUUGUUUACUGCUGAAUGAUGAAGAGAUUGUUGCUGCUGAGGCUCCUGGAGUCCAGAUUGAUCAACCAGAAGUGCAUGCACCUACUGUGGCCAUUCACACUUCACCAGUUGAGCUCGCACAACAAGCUCGAUCGGCAGCUCGAUCGAGUCCAACUCUAGCUCGAUCGAGUCCGACCUCUUCUGUCCAAAACCUGUUUUGCUUGAUCCUUACCAACCGGUUGCCGCUUCCUCGUCUCGCCUACUUAGUCAAGGUCACAAGGAAGUGA